Messenger RNA from Suillus subalutaceus, 957 nucleotides. Its product is annotated as kinase-like domain-containing protein. Bases 1 to 948 code for a protein of 315 amino acids. Gene Ontology annotation, molecular function: ATP binding; non-membrane spanning protein tyrosine kinase activity; signaling receptor binding. Lineage: Eukaryota; Fungi; Basidiomycota; Agaricomycetes; Boletales; Suillaceae. The record is from RefSeq and is a predicted model, not a curated record. Gene Ontology annotation, cellular component: extrinsic component of cytoplasmic side of plasma membrane. Gene Ontology annotation, biological process: cell differentiation; cell surface receptor protein tyrosine kinase signaling pathway; innate immune response. The transcript is spliced from 8 exons.
AUGGGCGAUCUCCCCCCCGAGUCAGUUCAAUUCAAAAUUGAACCAAUUCUGAUUCCUGCGACAACAAUCGCAAGAGAUGGCAAAUUUCCAACAUGUAGAGGAGGGUUCUGUGACAUCUGGAAAUGUUCAGUGACUGCACAAUCUGGCACCCAACGCCUUGUCGCUGUCAAAUCUAUCAGGAUCCUUUCAGUGCCAGAUGCGACAUUAGAAGCGAUAGGCAAGAAAGUUCGUCGCGAGGCCUAUGUUUGGAUACAGUUGGAACACGACCACAUCCUUCCUCUCGAGGGUGUGACUGUCGCUGAAGAAUUCGGGCCACUCCCGGCACUAGUGUCUCCAUGGAUGAAAGAAGGGUCGCUGGACGGAUAUUUGGAGCGUGAGUUUUCUGGUAUGUCUGACCCCCGAAAACGAGAGCUUAUACGGCAGGUAACUGCUGGUAUUAGUUACCUGCACGGCAGGGAUAUCGUGCACGGUGACUUGACUGCAACCAACGUUUUGGUUGACAGCUCUGGUCGCCUCCGUCUCGCAGACUUUGGUCUAUCGAUGAUCCUUGCCGAGGCAGGAAACGCCACAUUCAACUCCUGUCAUCCAGGAAACAUACGUUGGAUGCCCCCCGAGGCUCUCCAAGCCGGAGCUGAAGACGAAGACGAAGCUAAAGACGAGAAGCCAACCAAAGCUUGGGAUGUCUAUUCGUAUGGCUGUGUGGCGUUGCAGAUCUUCUUGGGAAAACAGCCAUACGCGUGGAUAAAAAAUGGUUUUAGUGUUAUACGCGCGGUGGAGAGGGGGACUGUGCCUUUCAAGGACAUACAGAGUCGUGAUGAUGAGAUAUAUCAACAGUUCUCACCGUGCUUGAAACAAAAAUCAGCCGAUCGCCCGACGAUGGACGACAUCAUGAAUUCUGGGGUCAUGAUAGUGUGUACCAAUUAUGACAGAGUUAGAGGCUAUUGCUAGACGAGUUAC